AUGGCUCUUCAACUGUCCUCAAGUGUGGAGGAAGUAGUCAUGAAAGACUUAUGGUUCAAGGCAAAAACGGUGACCACCAAGGCCUGGUCCCGCAUCACCAGGCGAAUGCGAGUUGCUGCCGCAUGUCUGGUCGUCUUCAUUUUUAUGGUCUGGCUGUCACUCCCGACUAUCCGGGCAGUUCCAGUACCUCAGAUACACCUAGAUUACCAUGAGCCUGUGCAGUCACCAUACAACGCGAGCAAGGUCGCCCUUCUCAUCGAGAACCGAGUGAAUCCCAUCCUGGCGCCUCUCAUGUUGCACUUCAUGUCCGUCGUGCCGCCAGACUGGCGUUUUCGCUUCAUGGGCUCGACUGAGUCGGUCAAUUUCAUUAACCAGUCCAUGGCCAUCCGGGAACAAGUCGCAGCCGGGAAACUGGACCUCACUUACAUACCCUCGAACAUGAGCACCGCCGGCCAAGAGAUGAUCAGCCGCUUCCUCACCACCCUGUGGCUUUACGAAACAGUAUUGCAGCCCGCGGAGUGGCUCCUCGUCUUCCAGACCGACAGCAUUCUGUGCGCCAACAGUCAGCAAACCCUCAACAACUACCUCGAAUACGACUGGAUCGGCGCGCCAUGGAGCACCGGCGCCCGCUACGGAGGCAACGGCGGCCUAUCCCUUCGCCGCGUCAGCUCCAUCGUCCAGGUCCUCCGCGACCAAGUACGCGUCGACGGCUCCGAACCCGAGGACGUCUGGCUGGCCGAGCGACUCGGCCACCGACCCGGCGCCCGCAUGGCGAACGGCACCGUCUCGCUCACCUUCAGCGGGGAAAUGUUCUCGGGAAGCGGGGUCAAGAUCAACAAGAAGCCGGGCAACAAGACGCUCGAGUUGGCGGGGCAGGGCGAGUACGUGAGCGGCAUUGACGACUGGCGCGAGGGUUACUACGAGCCGAUGGGGUAUCACACCGGUGGCAGCGGCAGCACGCUACACAGCGGGAUUUGGGGCACGCCGGCUAUGCGGAAGCACAUCUGGGACUACUGCCCUGAGGUCAAGAUGACGCUUUCCAUGGACGCGGCCAAGUUUGUGCCAGGAGACUGCAAUGUAAAUUGGAAGAGAGACUCCGUCGGAUGGGAACAGAUGGGGGCUAUGGGCGAGGCAGGAUCCGUGGGCCUCAGCGAUCUGGGAUACGGGACCGAGACCAUCGACGGAUUUGAGUAUCCUCUCCUGCCGCCGGGUUUGGUGCCUUGGUGA
This is a messenger RNA of Pseudomassariella vexata, 1227 nucleotides long. RefSeq lists its product as uncharacterized. The record is from RefSeq and is a predicted model, not a curated record. The coding region runs from base 1 to 1227 and encodes 408 amino acids. The transcript is spliced from 2 exons. Lineage: Eukaryota; Fungi; Ascomycota; Sordariomycetes; Amphisphaeriales; Pseudomassariaceae.